This is a messenger RNA of Populus euphratica (Euphrates poplar), 986 nucleotides long. RefSeq names its product terpene synthase 10-like. Gene Ontology annotation, molecular function: terpene synthase activity; magnesium ion binding. Gene Ontology annotation, biological process: terpenoid biosynthetic process. The coding region runs from base 98 to 787 and encodes 229 amino acids. NCBI's taxonomy places the organism in Eukaryota, Viridiplantae, Streptophyta, Magnoliopsida, Malpighiales, Salicaceae. The record is from RefSeq and is a predicted model, not a curated record. The transcript has 4 exons.
UGGAGAAAAGUUGGAUUUUGCCAGGGACAGGCCGGUGGAGAAUUUCUUAUGGACUGUGGGGAUCAUAUUUGAACCUCAGUUUGGUAAUUGCAGGAGAAUGCUAACAAAAGUUAAUUCACUUAUAACAACAAUUGAUGAUGUUUAUGAUGUCUAUGGUACCUUAGAUGAGCUUGAGCUAUUCACGGAUGCCAUUGUAAGAUGGGAUCUUAAUUUCAUGGUUCGGCUUCCAGACUAUAUAAAAUUAUGUUUUUUUAUUUUGUACAAUUCAGUUAACAAAAUGGCUUAUGAUAUUUUUAAAAAUCAAGGAAUUGACAUCCUACCUUACUUCAAGAAAGCGUGGGCAGACUUAUGUAAAUCAUAUUUAUUGGAGGCUAAGUGGUACUUCGGUGGAUAUACACCAACUCUUCAAGAAUACAUGGACAAUGCAUGGAUUUCAAUUGCAGCACCAGUGAUUCUAGUUCAUGCAUAUUUUUAUGUUUCCAAUCCAACAACAGAGGAGGAUGAAUUAAAACGAGGAGAUAUUUCCAAAUCCAUUCAAUGUUACAUGCAUGAAGCCGCAGCAUCUGAAGAAAAAGCUAGUGAUCAUAUAAGAAAUUUAAUUGGAAAUACAUGGAAGAAAAUAAAUGAUUAUCAAUUUAUUAAUCCUCAUAUCUCCCAAACUUUCAUUGGAAUUGCAAUUAACCUUGCACGAAUGGCACAAUGCAUGUAUCAAUACGGAGAUGGACAUGGUGUUGGACAUCUUGAGACUAAGGAUAAGGUGAAAUCCUUACUUAUUAAGCCUUUAUAAUUUCAUCACAAUAAAGGAUAAAAAAAAUUCAUAAGAUUGAUCUAUAUGUUUUAUUACAUUAAGUUGGAGAAACAUGUAUUUUUAUUCUAGCUUAAAUAUCAAUAUGUAAUAAAGGACUAUAUAUUUCUUCUUUAUUUAGAAGAUUAGUCAACUAUAGCUUCAUUAUAUCCUAGAUAUCAAUAUGUAAUUAAGAUCUAGA